ACGGCAACUAAUAGAGUAAAAAGAGUUUCGGCGUCUCACCAAGUGGAACGGCCGCUCCCCGCCCCAUCAUGCGAGGGAUCUGGAGCCAAGUGAUUACCCUGGCGGUAAUUUUUCAAAUCGCUCUAGUUUCUGGAAAGGCAUUACCUCAACAAAAUCAACAAGCACAACCUCAAGUGGUACAAGCACCUCCUCUCGGCAAGGAAGCUCAAAGACGCGACGGGUACGAUUACCCGGCGCCGCCGUCUGACGGCUUUAACCCAUUUCAAGACAGCGAUGAUUUACAUGCGCAUGGCGACCACCAUGAAGUAGUCGAUCACCAUGACGACCACAGCGACCACCACGAUGACCACGAACACCACGAUCACCACGCAGAGCAUACCUUUGAAGAACACCAUGAGGAGCAUCAUGAUUAUCACGAUCAUCAUGAUCACCAUGACCCAGGUUACUGGAAAAAGAAACUUAUCUGGAAGCCCGGAUGGAAGAAAAUCUGGAAGCCGGCCAAGAAACAAAUUUGGAAGCCUUCUUGGAAAAAAAUAUGGAAGCCGAUUUGGGUACCCACUAAGAUCCCCGUUUGGAAAGAAAUUAAAGUCCCUGACUGGAAAAAAAUAUACAAGCCAGAAUGGAAGCCUAUUAAAGUACCAGCUUGGAAGGAAGUGAAGGUACCAGAUUGGAAGAAGAUAACUGUCCCCGUUUACAAGGAUAUUGUAGUGCCAGGUUGGAAGGAUAUCCAAGUUCCCGCAUGGAAAAAAAUCUGGGUACCUGAAUGGGUCAAAGUCGGCAUACCAGGUGAAAAAUAUUUGGGUAAAGACCAUGAUGGUUGGGAAUACACCUCACAUGACCUCUGGAAGAAAAAACUCGUCUGGAAACCUGUAUGGAAGAAAUACUGGAAACCCUCUAAGAAACAAAUUUGGAUCCCCGACAAGAAAUUAGUCUGGAAAGAUGAAUGGAAACAGAUUUGGAAAACCGAAAAAAAGCAAAUUUGGGUUGACGACAAAAAAUUAGUAUGGAAAGAAGCUUGGCAACAAAUCUGGAAGCCAUCGAAGAAACUAAUUUGGGUACCAGACAAGAAGCUGGAGUGGAAGGAAGCCUGGAAACAGAUUUGGGUACCUGCCUGGAAAGAUAUCUGGGUGCCGGGCGUCAAGAAAAUCUGGCGUCCGGUUUGGAUAUCUGAAUGGUUCCCUUCUCCAGAUCAUCAUGAACAUGUGCAUGAGUCUCACGGAUGGGAACGAAGCGACAAUGACUUAGCUGCAAGCCAAAAAUUGGUCGCCGUUAAAGAACCACCACCGAAAAUUGCACCAAUACAGCCUCAACAAUCGACAUGGCAAUUUCCUAAAUAAAAACUUUGAGCUUGUUAUGGAAUAACUUAUCAAAUAUUUAUGCCAAUAAUUCUGUAAAUAUUAAACGUCUUGACGACACAAGCGAUUGCUGCCAUAUAAAAUUAAGACUGUGAAAACAUUCCAUAGAGGCGCCUCUCCUGAAUUAACAACUUUGAUUUCCCUUAUAGUCAACGGUAUAUAAUAUGAAUGUACAUGCGAUGCGAAAUGUAAGCCAGCGAGGCGAUUUUUUUUUCUGAUUAUAUUAUGCUUGUACAUAGAACACGCAGACGUUCGAUAUAAUUGUGUAGCUCGUUUUUUUGUAGCAGCUAAAGCUUUAAGUUUGUUUGCUGUAGUUACCAGUAUAAGUCUGAGUAGUAUGUGUAAAUGCUGUGUGUUUUAAUUUGUAGGUUGACAUAAAAAAUAUGAACUUGGUAUUUAUGGUAGAAAUCAAAACGAACUGAUUAAAAUUCCACAAUGUAGCUGUAUAGACGUAAUAUUUCGUUAACGCGCAGGUAAUAAAUACAUAUAAGAUUUCGUUUCAGUAUAUUUCAAAAUGUUGUAUAUUAUUAUACUUAUUUUCUUAUAUUUCAAUUACACAAAAAUUCUGAUACCCCAGUAUAAGAAUAAAACAGUCUUAGGUAAUUAUUUUAUACAUAAGCUGUAAUCUGAAAUUAACUCUGAUAGUAAUGUAAAUUUAAAAAAAAAUCGUGAUGAGUAUUUCCAUACCUAUAUUGUGUAGGUGUAUAAUCGAACCCUAAUGCUUCGUUUGUAUUUUUAACAUAACUGCCUAGUUUGCAAUACUCUGUACCAUUGAUGGUUUGUGUUUUGUUGUUAAUUAGAUUUUUAAGUUUAUUGUUAUUUCUUUUUAGUAUUAAUUAGUUUUCAUGCGAAACCAAUGAAAUA
Molecule: messenger RNA, 2219 nt
Organism: Manduca sexta (tobacco hornworm)
Lineage: Eukaryota; Metazoa; Arthropoda; Insecta; Lepidoptera; Sphingidae
Exons: 2
Coding region: 69-1337 (422 amino acids)
Source: RefSeq, a predicted model, not a curated record